AUGGUGUUCAUCGGUCCGAAGCAACUCAGGGAGGCGUAUGAGCGCAGAAUUGUCGACGCCCAGUAUGAUCUGGAUCAGGCGCGAGCCAUGCUCGCUGGAUUCACGAAAACUAUGACAGAGACGCUCCCCGGGAAGAUCCAGAAAGCAGAGCAGAACAUUGCGAAAGCUCGCAAAGUCUACAAAACUUUGCAAGGUGAUGCACGCAACAAUCAGCAGGUCAAAAUCGACAAGCUCAACAGGACUCUUGACAACAUGAAAAAUGAACGAGAUUCCACACUUCCUGGUUUGAUCAACACGGAGACGAAGGCAGUCGCGAGCUUGGAGAGCAAGAUCAGCAUGAUUGAGAAGCUGGAGGCUGAACGCCUGAAGAAGGAUGCAGCAUCCGAAGCAGAAACCGAGUCAUCCGGUCCGUCUGCACAAGCUCCCGAGCAGAGUGAUGGCAAGAUAGCAGCUGGUCGAGCCGGAACGAAGCGUAAAGCCAAUGCGGGAGAUGGAGAAGAGGCGAAGCCUCCGGUGAAGCAAGCCCGGCGUGCGAGUCCCAGCGAUGGCAAAAAGCGCAAGGCAAACGAUGCCCCUGCGGAGAAGCUAGUCCGUCAAUCGAAGAGGCAGAAAGGGGACGCGGCUCCGUCCGCCGACCAAGCUGGCGAUGAGAGCGACAAAGAAGAUGCUCCCGCCCCCCCAACCCAGAAGGGCAAGCGCUCCAGGAAUAAGACUGUCGUGCCCGAUUCAAGCGACUCUGGUGGGAAGAAAACACCAUCAGGCAAGACCUCCGAGCACCAGGAGACCGCGCCCAGUCCAGCUGGUGGCGCAAAGAAGGCGGCGGGAAAGGCCACGGCGAAGGCCACGGCGAAGGCGGCGGGGAAACCAGCAGAGAAGCCGGCAGCAAAGGCGGCGGGAAAGGCCGUAGGUAAAGCUGCAGGGAAAGCUGACGCCAAAGCUGAUGCGAAGGCUGAGGCGGCGGGAAAAGUCGCUGAGAGCAAGUCGAAUCCGAAAGGCAAGAAAAAGACAAGCGGCAAGAAAUUGAACGAUGGCGAUAAAGAGGACGGCGACGAUGACAGCGAGGAGAACGAGGAAGAAGAUGAUGGCAACGGCAGCAAGAAUGGUGGCUUCAGAAACUCCUGUUUUUCCUCGGUCGUCAUACAGCUGCUGGACUACGCUCUCGAAGUCAACCUGGACUCCCUGGUUGGGAAUUUGGAUGCAAAUUUUGAGACGUUUGGUCUCUCCGAGGCAGAGAGCAAAAAGUUCGACAUAACCAGUGACAAGUCCUACGACGGCAUCAAAGGCAAGUACAAGAAGUUGCCCGAGCAGAGGCGCGAGGCUGUCAGAACGGCAAUCAAGGAGGCCCGAGACGCGGAAGAGGUGGACAAGAUCAGCCUUCCAAAGCAUUUCCUCAAGAUGAUCGCCGAUCUACGCGCACAAGACAAACGCCCAGAUCAGAGGUUCAUAUCGGCCUUCCUCUUCCAACAGGUCAUGGCUUUCGGCAGGAAGGAAGAUGUCGGCCGCCGGGCUCAGACACUGUCAGUUCGUGAGGACAUGAAUGGCGACACGCAGCAGGAUGCCAUGGAGUACCUGGUGGAUGUUCUGAACGCACUCCUCGAACACGGCCACACCGGUAGCAAAGCUAGACUCAGGAAGCAUUUCGAGAUCCACAGCAAGACAGUCGAUAGCUGUACCGACGAGAACUGCGGCUUCCGCAGUGGUCCGUUCACAGCGAAGGAUAACCAUCUCAUCGUCAAGGUUCCAGCCAAGCCGCCGAAGGGGAAGAACAUACGGAUGGCAACACUGUUUAAGGAAGCCAAACACAGCCCGAAGGACCUUCGCUGUCCGGACUGCAAGGAACGCACCCUGGUCGCACACACAGAGUAUACGCAGUUGCCAGAGAUCAUCUUCUGCAAGGUCAACAGGACGACCUACCACUCAACCACAGGAGAGAAGGGUAAGACCAGAACUCCUGUCGACCUUGAUCCUUACGGCAUCAAACUCGAGGGGCAGAACUUCCAUCUAAUCGCAGUUGUGCAUCACGAUGGCAACACUCCAGAAUCUGGGCACUAUACAGUCUUCAGAGAGCACUAUGGCCGCUGGUACUUACUGGACGACAAGACUGUCACCGAAGUAAAGGAAGCGGAUGUGAAGGAUCACGCAAGGAAAGGCCAAAGCGCCAUCCUCAUGUUUGAGAAGGCACCGGAGGGAGUCUCCCCAUCACCACCCGCCAAAAAGUGA
Molecule: messenger RNA, 2220 nt
Organism: Saxophila tyrrhenica
Lineage: Eukaryota; Fungi; Ascomycota; Dothideomycetes; Mycosphaerellales; Extremaceae
Exons: 3
Coding region: 1-2220 (739 amino acids)
Biological process (GO): protein deubiquitination
Cellular component (GO): cytosol; nucleus
Molecular function (GO): cysteine-type deubiquitinase activity
Source: RefSeq, a predicted model, not a curated record